AUGAAUGAAAAUGAGAUUAUUGAAGAACUCACAUUGGGGAUGGUUUUUAAAUCUCAAGAAGAAGCAUACUCAUAUUACUCUAAUUAUGGGAUCCAGAAGGGGUUUGGUGUGAUGAAAAGAAGCUCAAAACGAGGAGAUGAUGGUGUUGUUAGAUACUUUACUUUUGCAUGUGUUAAAAAUGAUCAGAAGAAAAAAUCUACGAGAAAGACCUCAUUUGUCUCCAAACUUUCAACAAAAACGGGUUGUCAAGCCAAGAUAAGAUUGACAUUGUGUGAUGAUGGAAAUAUUCGUGUGACAACAAUUCAUCUUGAUCAUGACCAUUUGUUAAGCCCCGGAAAAGCACGUCAUUUUCGAUGCAACAGAAAGAUAGAUGAUCGCGUGAAAAGACGGCUCGAGAUAAAUGAUGAAGCUGGGAUUGGUGUGAGUAAGAACUAUCAUUCUCUUGUUGUUGAAGCUAACGGAUAUGAGAAUGUUACCUUCAAUGAGAAAGAUUGUCGCAACCAUAUCGAGAAAGCAAGAAGAAGCAAGCUCGGUGUUGGAGAUGCUGAAGCAGUUUGCACGUAUUUUGCUCAAAUGCAAGAAGUCGAUAAAAUUUUUUUCUAUGUCAUGGACAUUGACGAGGAAUCUCGUAUUAGAAAUUUGUUCUGGGCAGACGGGCGAAGUAGGGCUGCUUAUGAAGCUUUUGGAGAUGUGAUCACGUUUGACACGACAUACUUAACUAAUAAGUAUAAAAUGCCUUUUGCUCCAUUCGUCGGCGUGAAUCAUCAUGGACAAUCUGUAUUGUUCGGUUGUGGGUUGUUGACUAAUGAAGACACUGAAUCAUUUGUGUGGUUGUUCGAGUCGUGGCUAAAGUGCAUGUCUGGAUGUCGUCCUAAGGGUAUUAUCACUGAUCAAUGCAACGCUAUGAAAAAUGCUAUUGAAAUUGUUUUUGGUGAUAGUACUCGCCAUAGGUUGUGUUUAUGGCAUAUAAUGAAAAAAAUUCCAGAAAAAUUGAGUGGACAUUCCAACUAUGAGGGCAUCAAGAAUUUCAUGCAAGCACUUGUUUAUGAUGCCCUGACUGAAGAUGAGUUUGACAGUGGGUGGUUAAUGAUGAUUGAUGGCUAUAAUCUUCAUGAUAAUGAAUGGCUGCAGAGAUUAUAUGCUGAUAGAAAACGUUGGGUUCCAGCAUAUGUGAAAAGUUCAUUCUGGGUGGGUAUGUCGACCACACAACGGAGUGAAGGUAUGAAUGCUUUCUUUAAAGGCUUUGUUAAUCAUAAAACCACUUUGAAGCAAUUUAUUGCUUUGUAUGAACAAGCCUUGAAAAGAAAGGUCGAGAAAGAGACUGUAGCAGAUUAUGAAUCUUGGAAUUCUCGAUUUGAUUGCUUGAGCAAUUAUGAUAUUGAAAAGCAAUUUCAGAGUGCUUAUACAAACGUGAAAUUUAGAGAAUUUCAAGAUGAGUUGAGGGACAAAUUUUAUUGUCAACCUUCUUUAGUUAAGACUGAAAAUUCCGUAUGUGAGUAUAAAGUCGAGGAAGAUGUAAAAGUUGGCGACAUCAGAUGA
Striga hermonthica is the source of this 1539-nucleotide messenger RNA. The record is from the annotation of a GenBank genome assembly. NCBI's taxonomy places the organism in Eukaryota, Viridiplantae, Streptophyta, Magnoliopsida, Lamiales, Orobanchaceae.